Messenger RNA from Panicum virgatum (switchgrass), 2547 nucleotides. RefSeq lists its product as uncharacterized. The transcript has 5 exons. Bases 1283 to 2026 code for a protein of 247 amino acids. Lineage: Eukaryota; Viridiplantae; Streptophyta; Magnoliopsida; Poales; Poaceae. The record is from RefSeq and is a predicted model, not a curated record.
UAUUUUCCACUGCUCCUCCUCUGGUCCUCACUCGGUGUUUCAUUUUGUCUCCCUCCUCUCUCUCUAAGGUUCUUCUCUCUCUACACUCUCCCUCUCGCAUUUCACCCGGGGAUCCAGCGGCGGCGCACAGGAGGACCAGGCGGCGGGGCGCGGGCGCUUCCAGAGAAGGAAGGAGCUGCUCGGGCGCCUGCCCUGCUCGCGGGAGGAUCUCACCGCCGCCUUCCCUGGAUCCGCGAGCAGGAGGGGGUCGCCACCCUCCCUCGGUUCGCACGCCGCAGGAGGAGAAGGGGCCCGCGCCGGAGCUGCGUCGAGCCGCGCCGGCCUACUUGAUCCACCGCGGAGCAGCCAACAGGCAGUUGAGCUUUCCACUCACCACGUGAGCGAAUCUGCUUCCCGAGCCCACCAAUCAGUUUCUAGGGGCUCCCCCGUUCAUUUCACCCUCUCUCUCUCUCUCUCGUCCCUCAUUCUCCCUCUCUCUCCACUCUACUUCCCAUUUCAUGUGAUUCGUCUCCGUCGCCCAAAAUCUGGCGAUUUCAUGCGGUGGAAUGCAUAGAUCGAAGUUGGAGAGGCGAGGAGCACACACAGAGGUGAAUCAGUGCCCAUUACUUCCAUGGAUUUGUUGAUGUUCUUCCGUUGUUCUCAUGUGAAACGAACAGAUUUUUUUAGUAGAGGGCAAAGCCUAAUCGAGGAAGGAGGAGGAAGAGGCCCGCGAUUGUAGGCGAGUCUCGAUUCCAGCAUAAUUUUUCUUUUUCCUUCCGUGGUCAUUGCAGCCUAUCCCCUGGACAAGCCUGUUGCCUCGUUCCCAUCAUCCAAUGUGGUAGCACUCUUAGCAGAUACUAUAAGAUGAACAACAGAGGAUACUGAAAAGGUAGAGACAGUAUCGUCAUCGAAUAACAACGGCUACACGAAGAAGAGGAUGUGACGGAAUGUUUAUGUCAUGGUCGGACUUCAGUUCAAGAGGCGUAACAAAUCAGGAGUCAAGGAGGCGUGAUCUGUUAGGAUUAGUUGUUAGUUUGUUUCCCGGUUUGUUACCAGGCUUGGCAUUAUAUAAGUCAAGACCUGUGGUAGUUUAGGUUCUAUGCUUAUUGUAUCUUAGAUUGGUUUUGUCCCUGCCUUCCUGUCGCGCCGUGGAGCUUCAGCCAUUGCUCCGGCGCGACGUCGAGGUCCAGGGCCACGGCCUACUACUUCCUUUCAAUACAAUUUGCGUCAUCUUCCUUCCACCAACUACAAUCCUACCACUGCCCAUAACACCUUGGUAUCAGAUAGCCUUGGUUCCGUGUCCAUGGCGGCUGACGACGAGAAAAACGCCCUGGAAGCGACCGUCGACGACAUGCUCACCACCCUCACCGACCUCGCCGCCAGGGUUUCCGAGCUCGCUACGCAAACCGCCGCCCUCAAACCCUUGCUCCCGCUCGCCAAACAGCUUGACGGCCUGCCGGACAAGGUCACCACCCUCCAGGCAGCGGCGUUCGAAGGCGCAAAUCAAAUCGCCGCCCUCAGCCUCGCCGUGACGCGCUUGGAGAAGGCGCAGCGCGGUGACCACGGUCACCCCACGGACGACAUCGCGGGGGGAGACGCGUCAGCGUCGGGGCCCCUCCCGUUCCGUGAGACACCGCACCUUCCUCACCGGGACGCCGAGGACGACGACGGCGACCCACGCUUCCACCCGCGCGCACGCAUCGAGUUCCCGACCUUCGAUGGAAAGGAGGACCCCCUGCCGUGGUUGAAUCGCUGUGAGACCUUCCGGUGCCAGAACACACCGGAACGCCGGCGCGUUCCAUACGCGUCCCUCCAUCUCACGGGGUCAGCCCAACUCUGGUUUUCUCGGCUAGAGUUGACGUCGGGUACUCCGUCGUGGCGCCGGUUCGCACAACUCGUGCAGCAACGCUUCGGGCCGCCCAUGACGGAUAGCCCCAUUGGCGAGAUCAUGAUACUUCGCCGGGACGGGACCGUGAACGACUACACCGACAAGUUCCUCGCCCUCGCCUGCCGUGAUGCCGAUCUGACGGAGUCCCAGUUGGUCUAACAGUUUAAGUUCUACACAUCUAUUUCUCUUUUCUCAUAUUCUUUCCCUUUGAAAAUGCUUGCAUUGGUAUCCGAGUUUGAGAGAACUAUGAGAUCAGUAAGUCUCAUAUUCUUGAUGUUUCUUCUUUGCGUUAGUCCUGGAGCUUGCGUGAUCCAGUUUAUCCAGCGCAGUCGAAAGCCCUAUCACUGUGAUUUGGUUGUAAAAUACAGUAGAGAAUAGACAACAAAGAUUAGGAGCUGGCCCUGACACGUGCAUCAGUUUUCUCCAUUUUAGUCUCAGCCACGGAUAGUAGGGACAGGGGGGUUCGAACCGCAGGGACUUGACUGCUACUACACUGAAUUGAAAACAGAGCUAGUAGUCGCUCGAUUUUUAGGAUAUUUUUGCCUAUGGAUAACCACAUAGUUGCUACUACCUUUAGCAUAUAUUUUUUUUAUAAAACCCAUCUGAGAAUCUAUCAAAUGCAUUUCAAAUAAGCAUACCUUUUUUAGCCACACAACCUUAGCACUGACAAGUGGGGUCUU